GUCGGUGGACGCCGCUCUUCCUUUCUUCCAAAGGCAGCCUGCCAAUCACCUUCACCUUCACCUUCACCUUCUCUCUUGAAAAUACAAAAACAAAAUCUCGCUGUGCUAUCAAUUUCAUUCUCCACUUCCUCCGCCUAUGUAUAAUUUAUCCGCGCAUUAAUUCACCUUCAGUCAACAAUUCCCAUCAUCCUCCAAUUGUGGACUUUUACUCGCCGAGGAUGCCCAUCGACGCCACGAUAGACCGCCCAAGCAGCACGUGUCAUCCAUCUGCGACCCACCGAAGACUUUCCCUACGCUAGGCUCAUCUCCUUCACCCGCCCAAACUUGACCAAGUGGAGAUCUUGGGUGUGGGCUCCAAUAGGGAUGCGAUCGAGUUCGUGAUCGCUGCCGAGUUGCUGCCGAUUUCGCGGCCGUGGCGGGGAAGAUGGACUCGGUGUCGAUCCGAGUUCCGUACAAGAAUCUGAAGCAAGCCGAAGUGGAAUUGGUGGGAGUGGACGAAGCUCAGCAUAGGAUCGACCGCAAUUCUACUGUUUCCAACGGCACCUCCGAUCUCUCGCCGUCCACCCCUUCUCCUACCCCUCUUCCAUCCAAACACUGCACUCUCAUCACCUUGAUUCUUAGUUGCAUGGUCGCCGCCGGCGUUCAAUUCGGUUGGGCCUUGCAGCUUUCGCUUUUGACCCCCUACAUACAGACACUUGGAAUAGGACAUGCCUUUUCUUCAUUUAUUUGGCUUUGUGGCCCUAUUACAGGCCUUGUGGUUCAACCGUGUGUUGGUAUUUGGAGUGAUAAAUGCUCUUCAAAGUAUGGAAGAAGGCGGCCUUUUAUACUUGCUGGAUCUCUCAUGAUCUCAGUUGCUGUGAUAAUAAUUGGGUUUUCUGCAGACAUUGGAUAUUUGUUAGGGGAUACAAAGGAGCAUUGCAGUACAUUCAAAGGUACUCGAACAAGAGCAGCAAUUGUUUUCAUCAUUGGGUUUUGGAUGCUGGAUCUUGCUAACAAUACAGUGCAGGGCCCAGCUCGUGCACUCCUGGCUGAUUUAUCAGGCCCUGAUCAACGAAACUCAGCAAAUGCUGUGUUUUGCACUUGGAUGGCUGUGGGAAACAUCCUAGGAUUUUCUUCUGGUGCUAGUGGGAAGUGGCACAGAUGGUUUCCUUUCUUGACUAGUAGAGCUUGUUGCGAAGCUUGUGGAAAUCUUAAAGCUGCGUUCCUCAUCGCGGUGGUUUUUCUAACCUUUUGUACGCUUGUGACACUGUAUUUCGCUGAGGAGGUCCCGCUGCCUGCAAAGCAAUCCCACCGUCAAUCAGAUUCUGCGCCUCUGUUGAAUGAUUCCCAACAAGUUGGCUUUGAUCGUUCAAAUUCAAGAUCCGAAGUAUCUGUUUUUGAGCAUACCUCUGAGAAUGGUGCUGAUAGUGGUUAUGAAAUGGAGAAAAAUUCAAAACAUCCUAACCCAGCAGUUGAGGAAGAUAAAAAUGAAAGUUUCAAUGAUGGACCUGGAGCAGUGUUGGUUAAUUUGCUUACUACCUUAAGGCAUUUGCCGCCUGCAAUGCAUUCGGUGCUUGUUGUCAUGGCUCUUAGUUGGCUUUCGUGGUUUCCCUUUUUUCUUUUUGAUACGGAUUGGAUGGGGAGAGAGGUUUAUCACGGGGACCCAAAAGGCGACAUCGCCGAAGUGCGAGCCUAUGAUCAAGGUGUGAGAGAAGGUGCAUUCGGUUUGCUAUUGAAUUCAGUUGUUCUUGGCAUUAGCUCUUUCCUUAUUGAACCAAUGUGUCAGUGGAUGGGUGCAAGAAUAGUAUGGGCAAUGAGCAAUUUUAUUGUAUUUGCCUGCAUGGCGGGCACUGCUAUCAUUAGUCUGGUUUCUGUCAUAGAAUAUUCCAAAGGGAUUCAACAUGUAAUUGGAGGGAAUGAAUCAAUCAGGAUAGCUUCCCUGGUCGUCUUUGCACUUCUAGGCUUUCCCCUAUCUAUUACCUAUAGUGUACCCUUCUCUGUGACAGCAGAUCUAACUGCUGAUUCAGGUGGUGGCCAAGGAUUAGCUAUAGGAGUUCUCAAUCUAGCAAUUGUUGUUCCUCAGAUGAUUGUAUCCCUUGGAGCGGGUCCCUGGGAUGCUCUAUUUGGCGGAGGAAAUAUACCUGCAUUCGUUCUGGCCUCAGUCUUUGCCCUUGCAGCUGGUAUUAUUGCAACUAUGAAGCUGCCAAACCUCUCAAGCAGUUCCUUCAAGUCAGCUGGUUUUCAUUUUGGAUGACUUCUGCCUCGACAAUGUGAGCUUGCGCUGGUUUUCAUUUUGGAUGACUUUUGUCUCAACAAUGUGAGCCUGUAUAUGAUCUUCGGCAAAAGUGGGCACCGCUCAAAUGGUCGCACCGUCGUGCGUAUGCACUACAUUUCUUAUUUUGAGAUUACGCAUUUCAUAUUCAAAAUUCAUUCAUUUUUUUUCCCUCAUGUACGUGGCUUAUGUACCUUAUUGUAGAGUAAAAUCAUCAUUUAUAAUUGAAAAUGGUUACAUACAAA
Malania oleifera is the source of this 2496-nucleotide messenger RNA. Its product is annotated as sucrose transport protein SUC3. Gene Ontology annotation, cellular component: membrane. The coding region runs from base 425 to 2233 and encodes 602 amino acids. Gene Ontology annotation, biological process: transmembrane transport. The transcript has 15 exons. NCBI's taxonomy places the organism in Eukaryota, Viridiplantae, Streptophyta, Magnoliopsida, Santalales, Ximeniaceae. The record is from RefSeq and is a predicted model, not a curated record. Gene Ontology annotation, molecular function: sucrose:proton symporter activity.